This is a messenger RNA of Diaporthe amygdali, 2736 nucleotides long. RefSeq lists its product as uncharacterized. Gene Ontology annotation, biological process: mitochondrial fusion. The transcript is spliced from 2 exons. Gene Ontology annotation, cellular component: mitochondrial outer membrane. Bases 1 to 2736 code for a protein of 911 amino acids. Gene Ontology annotation, molecular function: GTPase activity; GTP binding. The record is from RefSeq and is a predicted model, not a curated record. Lineage: Eukaryota; Fungi; Ascomycota; Sordariomycetes; Diaporthales; Diaporthaceae.
AUGAGCCAAGACUACUUCAACGGCAAGGGCAAGUCGCCCGUGGGACGACCCGACGACGAGUCCUCGAAUCCCGAUGACGUCGCGGAUCAGUUCAACGGCAACGCGAAGCCGCCCGCGUACAUGACUGUCGGGAGUGGCUCAACCUCCAAGCAUGCAGCCCACCUGCAAGAGCUCCUCGAACGCGAUUCUGGCUACGGCGGCUCCGUUGCCAGCGGCGCCAUUGGCAAUGCCCUCCUGCCCGGUUCUCCAGCCUGGGACUCCGCGACACAUGCCGACACUCCCACCUCAGCCGGCUUCGAUCGUCGCAUGCAGCCGAGCGCCGUGCACCAGCUCUGGUACAACCAACACCGUGGGGCUCUAAACCGUGCCAUCAACAGAGUCAUCGAUCUUCUCAAAGAGCUUCAACAGGAGAAUGUGAAAUGGCCCGCCCACUACCCUUCCGUUCAGCGCGCCGAAUCCGAGAUCACGCCCGCGUCGCCACCGAGGCCCAAAUACCAACAAACCUUCUCCCACCUCGACGAUUUCACCAGCGCAUCGUCUUCCGCUGCACCACCACCGUUGAAGCGUGCCGCCACAUGGGGAGAGGAUCCUGCGGCCGCCGAGUCGAGCAGGGCGGCUGAGAGGCGCCCGGCUGUAGAGCCUAGGCUGGUCACUCCUCAGAUCGCUCAAGAGUUUUCUGUGUUGAAACUGGACCUCAAAUUGGGUGCUCUCCACCAGACACAAUUAGUUCACUCCCUGGAGAAAGGUUCCAUCGCUGCCCUGCUAGACGGCAAGAUCAGCUCCAGCAUCAAGCACCUAUUGAACCUGCGAGAACGAAUUGAAGAUACGGCCAGCAAAGUUCUGGUAACCGGUGAUCUGAACGCUGGAAAGUCGACCUUUUGCAACGCUUUGUUGAGGAGGAAGGUUCUUCCCGAGGACCAGCAGCCCUGCACGAGCAUAUUCUGCGAGGUUUUGGAUGCCCGGGAGAACUCAGGCAUCGAGGAGGUCCACGCAGUCCACAAGGAUGCUACCUACGAUCGAAACGACGAGACCACAUACGACGUCUACUCCUUGUACGAGCUCGAGAAGAUUGUUAUCGACAACGACACGUACUUGAUGUGCAAAGUCUACGUCAAGGAUGUCCGAACUAUCGACGAGUCACUGCUCAACAACGGUGUAGUGGACAUUGCUCUCAUCGACGCGCCUGGCCUUAAUUCCGAUACGACCAAGACCACCGCCGUGUUUGCAAGGCAGGAAGAGAUCGACGUUGUGGUCUUCGUGGUCUCAGCCGCAAAUCACUUUACUCAGUCAGCCAAGGAGUUCUUGUGGGCAGCUGCAGCAGAGAAGGCAUAUCUUUUCAUCGUUGUCAAUGGCUUUGACAUGAUUAGAGAUCAGCAGAGAUGCCAGAAGAUGAUUCUCGAUCAAGUUUCUGGCAUUAGCCCAAGGACAUCCAAAGAAGCACAAGAACUUGUGCACUUUGUGUCAAGUAACGCGAUUCCUGUGGCUCCAUCGCCACCGGGCGGCCCUGAUGGAGGUGGUAAUGGCAGUUCAAGCGGAGGAGGUGGCGGUGAUGAUCCCAGUGACGACCCCAAGGGCAAAGGCAAAGAUAAAGAGAAGCUCCGGGAUUUCCAAAACCUCGAGCAGUCUUUGCGAAGGUUCGUUCUGGAGAAGCGGGCACGGUCAAAGCUGGCACCUGCUAAGCAUUACUUGCUCAACAUUUUGAACGACGUCAACUCCCUGGCCAACGUCAACGCAGAAGUUGCUCAGUCAGAGCUUGAGCGUGUGGGCAAGGAGCUUCGAGAACUUGAGCCUCAACUGGAAGCGAGCAAGAAGGCCCAAAACAAGAUUACCGACGACGUGAACCACACAAUAGACGAGACGUGCGAUGACGUUUACCAACACACACGCAGCAGUCUUAACUUGGCAAUUCUACAUGCCGAUGAAGACCUCGACGUUCCAUACCCCGGACUAUUCCAAGCAUUUGAUUAUGCUGAGAGUCUGAAGGAGGCAAUGUUGCACGGCAUUCAGACUUGCGUCAAUGAUUGCGAGGAGUAUGCGCGUGGCAAGGCUGUUGGUGGCGUCAACGCAAUCAAGCAGCUUGGUAUCUUGCACCUGGGCAACGAGUAUACUGGGCUCAAUUUCCACCCGGACGUCAUGUUCCGGCGCAGACGCGACGUCUUAGCCAAGCAGAUUGACAUCCCGACGGAAUUGUGGGACUUUGUCGACUGGUCGACUCUGAUGCAGCGUCAGGAGAAGGUAGCUGGAACGGGUAUGGCCUUGACGGUGGCCACAGCAGUUGGUACCCAGAUGAUUGGUGGUGUUGGGUGGGCGAACCACGCCUUGAGCGUCGCCCGUGUGAUGGGCAACGACAACCUUCGCCGGAUGAUCAUUCCUGGCAUCGUUGUUGCUGCUGUCGCAGCUGGUGCCUACGUGCUCAGCCAAAUCCCCCAUUCCCUGCCUCACCGCCUUUCAAAUAAGAUCUCUGCCCAAUUGGAGUCGAUAGAGUACGCGCACAACAAUGCCCACCGCAUAUCCGGUUCUGUGCGCAAGGUGCUGCACACGCCCAAGGACCACGUCGUCUUCAACCUCCAGCGGUCGGUGGAGCAGCUCGGCAAGAAGCGCGAGGAGACGCUGAAGGUGAAGAAGGAAAGCAGCGACGCGCUCAAGUACUUCACCAACCUCACGCGGGACAGCGCCCAGCAGCGCUCGAUGGUCGAGGCUGUCGACCUGGACAACCACCCCAAUGGUACGCAAUGA